CUGUCGACAGCUGCGACGGCGUCUUCCAUGUGGCCGCGGCGGUGGACUUCGAGGAGAGAGAGAGCGACUCGACCUGGCGCCCCCGCCGCCGUUUGGCCGACGGGGAGUUGCUGAGGUCGCUACGGAUGUUUGCAGAGGCUUAUGUGGUGACGAAUACGGCGACCGAGAUAUUGCCUCUGGAAUUUGGGGAGAAAAAUGGAUUGGAUGUGGUGGUCGUGAUGCCGUGGUGGGUCGUCGGGCCCUUCAUCUAUCUACGCUGCCCCGAUUCGAUUCAAAUUGCUCACAUGAAGAAAGAGAUUUUACGCAAUACGGGCGAAGGAUAUUGCUUAAGGUCGCUUGACACAAGGGCGACAAACUCAGAUUGCUAG
This is a messenger RNA of Striga hermonthica, 368 nucleotides long. NCBI's taxonomy places the organism in Eukaryota, Viridiplantae, Streptophyta, Magnoliopsida, Lamiales, Orobanchaceae. The record is from the annotation of a GenBank genome assembly.